AUUCACUCCAAACUCCCCCAAACAACCCUCCACCCUCCUCCUCCUCUCUUCCUCCUCCCCCUACCCCCCCUUCUCUCCCCCAAUAUAUCGUUUCGCGUAAAUUUGUAUAUAUCUCACACUCUUGCCCCCUCACCCCCAAAACACCCAGUGACUCUCUCGUUCUUUGUCGUUCUCACCUUCUCCCUCCUCCGGCUUCCUGGCGUCCAUUGCUUUGCCACUUCACCAACAACCCUCAAAGGACGAAAAAGAAGAAGAAGAACCCCUUUCAAUCCCCUCCAUUAAUCAAUCCUUCACAAACAAAGACAAGAACAAACCACCCAAACCCACCGCCACCAUGUCCACCGUCCCCGCCGACCCCGUAGCGGUCGAUGACAAGGCCACCAUCAACGCCGUCAACACCACCACCGCCUCCAACGGCCUCAACGAGGUCCGCGCCUACGACUAUGGCGGAAACCCGCUCGCCCACUCCCACACCGACGACUCCGUCCGUCGUCUCCCUGCCUUUGGUGGUGAGUUCCAGCCCGGUCUGUACAAGGAGACCUCCCACCGCAAGUUCGCCAACCCGGCGCCGCUGGGCCUGUCGGCUUUCGCCCUCACCACUUUCGUCCUCUCCUUGAUCAACCUCCAGACCCGCGGCGUUACCGCGCCGAACUUCAUUAUUUGUCUCGCUUUUGGCUAUGGUGGACUCGUCCAAUUGCUCGCGGGCAUGUGGGAAAUGGCCGUCGGCAACACCUUCGGAGCCACCGCGCUCUCCUCCUACGGCGGCUUCUGGCUCUCCUUCGCCAUCAUCCUGACCCCCGGCGGCUUCGCCAUCGGAGACGCCUACAAGGACAAGGACGACUUCAACCAUGCCAUCGGCUUCUACCUCGCCGGCUGGUUCAUCUUCACCACCAUUCUCCUGAUCUGCACGCUUCGCUCGACUGUGGCCUUCUUCCUGCUGUUCUUCACCCUGGAUCUUGCCUUCCUCUUCCUCACUAUUGGGCACUUGCAAUUGCAGGAUGCUGGUGUUGGAAAGCCAAGGACUACGCAGGUGGGUUGCAUCAAGGCGGGUGGUGUUUUUGGGCUGCUCGCUGCGUUUUUGGCUUGGUACAACGCCCUUGCUGGUAUUGCCGAUACUAGCAACUCCUUCUUCAUCAUCCCCGUCGCCCACUUCCCCUGGUCCGACAAGGGCCGCGAGGCACGCGUCACCAAGACCGACCGCGAGACCGUCUAAAGAAGUGUUGGCAGCUCCGUGAUUUUGCGCGCGCGCGAGAGAGAGAGUACAAGAGAGAAGAACAACUUGUAUAGAAAAGAAUGGAACAUUGGCCUCGUCGUUUUUUAGGAUCUUGACGGUUUUGAAAGAGAAUAUGUAAAAAACCUGGAAACAUUCCGAAAGCGCUACUGUGGGAAGUUUAUUUUUGUUAUGAGGAUUUUUGAUCGAUUGGGCUGCUCUGCUGCUUUUUUUUUAAUAAUUAUCAGAAUGCGUCGAAUAUAAAGCGCCUCUUUCUUGGCCAUAUUUUCGAGUACCGACUGUCCUUUUACUACGUUCUUGGUUUGCUACAUGCGUGUUCACGUUUCGUGGUAACCAGUUCUCAUCAAAGCAUUCAUUGUUCAUCUUGCGAGAGUUGUCCUCCCCAAAAGUCACACACUUUCAUUAGCAAGCACAAUAUUGCUGUAUUUUUAAGUUAUCUUUUGUUGUUUGUUUGCGGAUGCGGAAGUCUUUGAAUACCCAGUCUAGUCUUUUGCCUUUUUUUUUGGAAUACAAAUUCACAGAUUAAUCAAGUCAUGUUCAAGCCG
Messenger RNA from Pseudogymnoascus verrucosus, 1776 nucleotides. RefSeq lists its product as uncharacterized. Bases 335 to 1213 code for a protein of 292 amino acids. The record is from RefSeq and is a predicted model, not a curated record. NCBI's taxonomy places the organism in Eukaryota, Fungi, Ascomycota, Leotiomycetes, Thelebolales, Thelebolaceae. The transcript has 3 exons. Gene Ontology annotation, cellular component: plasma membrane. Gene Ontology annotation, molecular function: acetate transmembrane transporter activity.